Pseudo-nitzschia multistriata is the source of this 2197-nucleotide messenger RNA. NCBI's taxonomy places the organism in Eukaryota, Bacillariophyta, Bacillariophyceae, Bacillariales, Bacillariaceae. The record is from the annotation of a GenBank genome assembly.
GACAAAAAAGUGCUGUUUUUGGUUUUUGAUAUUUCGACUUCCAUGAUUUCRAACGAACAGAACCGAUUCAGUAGUACUAUUUGCUAUUUGUCUAUUGUCUUGUCUAGGGAGGASAGAAGAGACCACAACGCCACGAGACGGGACGGGAUGAGACACUAACCAUGGGCGAUAGAAMCUACAAGAACAAGGAGGAAAAGGAUGCAAAGGCGCCGAGUGACAGCGCCCUCACCGACGAUGGCAACGGCGAAACCAACAAUGACAACGGGUGCUGUUACAAGCGAGCCGCCCUGGCCYUCCACCAAGCCGACUACUURUUGAUUCUGGCGGGUGCCGGUAUGUCGGCCGAUUCCGGCCUGAAGACCUACGAGACCAUGCCAGACCGAUACAGGCAACUCUGCGAUCCAGCCCGAAUGGCCACCAUGGACGACAACAACUACAAUUAUUGCCACGAAUUCCAACAAUUCUGGUACGACUUUGCGGUCCGGUAUGCCGACACCCAGCCCCACAGRGGCUAUGACAUCCUGGACCAAUGGUGCCACGGGGGAAAACUAAAGCGGCUCUCGAAACAAKACCAUACGUGUUCCGGGAGCGAAACAGAAACACCCAAGGGAACGAAUGACAAGCAAGAAUCUAAUGCGGUAKCAGGUCGCUCUUCCCUGGAAGGCCACAAGUGGUGGGUCUACACGUCGAACGUGGACGGACACUUUCGCCGGUAUCCCAGCUGGGGCCCAUGGAACAACGAGGAAGAUAAAAGCAGUAACAAUAGCAACAGCAACGUCAGCAGCAACGUAUGCGAAAUCCACGGAUACGCCGGGGUCUUUCGAUGUUCUUGUGGAAUCGGAUACGCGGGCGGCAUCGGCCCGGAACGCUUUCCGAGAAUGGGACCCCCGUGGAACCAAUGGAACCAAAGGGUCGAUGAAUGCCCGACGGUAACACAAAAGUGUCAUUUCGAGACCGAAUCCCUGCAGGAACUCCUGCAACGGACAGCGAUCAGCAGCAGCAGCAGCAGCAGCAGCAACAACAACAACAAUAUCAAUCCACAAGAGCAACCACAACCACGACAGCGACUCCUAUUGUGCAAGAACUGCGGGACCCUCCCCCUCCGGCCGAACGUCUUGCUCUUCAACGAUACCGACGAAAACGUCUUGGUCCCCAUCCAGCGCCAGCGGGACCUGUACCAGGACUGGGAGGCCAUGGUUGAGGACAGGGUGUGCCACGAGAAGAAACGCCUGGUGCUGGUGGAGCUCGGGUGCGGGAAGACGGUUCCCGCCGUCCGACAGGAGAGCGAGGACGUUCUGCGGGAYGCCACGGACCUGCUGCGGUGCGKUGGCAGCGGGACRCAGGACGGYGGCCGUGGCGACGACGACGAAGCCGCUGCCCCGGUCACGCUCGUCCGCAUCAACCCGAGGGACGCGGAACCCGACGGACGCCACAACGCGUCGAGCGUGGUGUCGAUUUUCGACACGUCGCUCCGGGCCCUGGAGCGGAUCGACCGCGAGCUGGACGCCCUGCUGUGAUGACAUGGGAUGGGAUGGGAUGGGAUCGAAUGCGGUGCAACGCGGUUUCUCCCCUCUCGAAUGGAACCAAAAACAAAUCUACAACAGAACACAACAAACAACAAACAACAAACAACAAACAACAAACAACAAACAACAAACAACAAACAACAAACAACAAACAACAAACAACAAACAACAAACAACAAACAUAGCAACGAUCCGCGAACGAAACCAUAUUUUGAUCUUUUUCCAAUCGAAUCCCAUUUCGUGGACCUUUCAUUUGUAGCCAUUCCGAAACGUUCAGGGCGGCGUGUAGGCACCAAUCACUACGGAGACAAGGCUAUGCGCCAUGGCACGGGGAAGGGGACCAGAAGUGAACCGCAAAAACCCACGGCCAGAGUUAUUUGUGUAGUGAACUCUCUACUUGUUUUACUUCUUUUGUUACGAGCAACAAAUGUAAAGAUAAUCGCAAAAGCAAAUCYAGGUUUUUCCUGGGGAUUUUGUCGCAGUACCUUCUGGUAGACUGACCGGAUGCUAGAAUCUAGGAUACGUCGACUGAUCUGUCUGUCAGUCGACAGAUAUUUCAUCGAAUUUUGAAUUUUAAAUUGCCCCUCAGCAGCAAGAACGAGUUCCUACGAUGAAGUUAUACUUUUCUCAACUUUGCGAUGAAAAAUACAAAAUAAAUUAUCGUUCACCCC